This is a messenger RNA of Thermothelomyces thermophilus ATCC 42464, 1160 nucleotides long. RefSeq lists its product as uncharacterized. The transcript is spliced from 4 exons. The coding region runs from base 285 to 1016 and encodes 243 amino acids. The record is from RefSeq and is a predicted model, not a curated record. NCBI's taxonomy places the organism in Eukaryota, Fungi, Ascomycota, Sordariomycetes, Sordariales, Chaetomiaceae.
GAAGGAGGGGCCACCGAAUUUAUCAUGGGUCUUUGAACCCUUUGCUCCCUACAUAGGAGUGUAUCCCGUACAGAAAUCCUUCGCCUGCAUAACUGGCAACUUGUCUCCUGUUUUGCCCUGCCGCGUUCCUUGUCAGCCAAACAAGCAGCCAAGCUUGGGUAGAGUGUGUGUCCUCGCCGUCUUUCCAGGGCUCUAGUACUGCGAUUGUCCGGCCGCUCGUUGCGGAUUGCUUCGGCUCAAUUUAUCGGUUCAAGUGCGACUUCUUGAGCCACGGCAAGUCCGCAAUGCCUGACGUCAAGCCCGCUCCGACCCAAUGUGUCGGGCCUGUCUACCGCUCGGAGAGCCAAAAACCGACGGCGGCAGUCUCGACGGGCGUGGAGUUUGACACCGUCACCAUCCUUCCGCAGACUCCCCAGCUGAUUGCCCUGCUCUCAAUCAUCCGCGACAGGAACACGCAGCGCGGGGAUUUCAUCUUCUACGCCAACAGGAUCAUUCGCCUCCUCGUCGAGGAGGGCCUGAAUCAUCUUCCUACUGUCGAGCACACCGUCACGACUCCAGUCGGGCGCACCUAUGAGGGUCUGGCAUUCCAGGGCAAGAUUUGCGGCGUGUCCAUCAUGCGGGCGGGCGAGGCCAUGGAGCAAGGCUUGAGGGAGUGCUGCCGGUCGGUGAGGAUCGGCAAGAUCCUGAUCCAGAGGGACGAGGAAUCGGCCCAGCCCAGGCUCUUUUACGACAAGCUGCCCGAUGAUAUCGCCGAUAGAUGGGUCCUGCUGCUCGACCCUAUGCUUGCGACAGGUGGUUCCGCCAUCAUGGCUGUCGAUGUUCUAAAGUCGCGCGGCGUGCCUGAGGAACGAAUCCUGUUCCUGAACGUGCUCGCCAGUCCCCAGGGAAUUCAGAAUUUUGCGACCAAGUUUCCCAAGCUUCAGGUGGUAACCGCGUUUGUUGACCAAGGGCUUGACGAGAAGAACUACAUCACACCUGGCCUCGGUGACUUCGGCGACAGGUAUUAUACCGUGUGAAACGCAUGUCCACUUUCAUGGGAUCAGAUAGCAGCCGCGCAAAGAAACAGCGUAGUAUUACAGACUCGCUUCGGUAAGGCGAUCUUCCGUGUCACCGGUUGGUAAUGCAACUGGUAUCGCCCGCAAUCAUUCACCGGUUUUUUA